CUAUUCAACCCAACUUAAUUUAGUUUUUAUUUUAAUUCAUCCCGUGCAGUUCAUAAAAUCUCAUCACCUUUAGUGGCUUUAAAGUUUUAAAGUAAUGGUCACAUUGUUUAAGCUAUAAACUGAAAGUGUGUAGUUAAAUCAAGUGAGUUGUUACCUUUACUGCCUUAAAAUUUAAAUUUAUUUAAGGCUUAAAUUCUUACUUUUAAAUUGUCUCAAACUGAGUCUGAGUCAAACUUUAACUGAUUUAAGACAAGUUAAGAGUUAAGAGACUUAUUAAUUAAAAUCAAAGGACCAUAAUAUGAGUCAGUCAGUCCAUCAUUAUGGACAUUAUUAUACUCAAACUGUUAUAUUAAAUUUUUUAGUGUUAGUGACAAGUCAUUUUUUACGGCCUGUCUUAGUUUAAAUUUAUCUACUGUGGUAAACCCUGAAAUCCUGAAUCUGAUAAUUGAUUUUAAUUAAAGAGAAAAAAUUUCAAAUGUGUAAAUUAGUGUAAUCAUAGUGUAGCCAGUAAUUUGAGUAAGUUCUUGCACAUCUGUUUUUGGUACAAAUUAAAUAAAUUAGUAAUUAGUCAGUCUUACAUUUUGAUAAUUGAUAGGAAUAGGCUUUAUUAGCAUUUUCUAACUAAAGUUAAAUGACACUAACUAGCCUAAAGUCAAAGGGCCAAUUCAAAUUCCAAAUUAUUCUGCAGGGAAAUAAAAAGGCUGUUCAUAAAGCAGCAAAAUGGCUAAUCAGUGAUUAGAUUUAUUAUUAUUUAACUGCAGAUUUAUCAGUGCACGUUACUAUACUAAAUCAGACUCAGACCUGUGUACUCUUAUGAUUUUGGUGUGCGAUGUACAAUUUUGAGAUGUCUUUUACGAUUGUAUGCAAAGACCUGACAGAAGUAGAAGAAUUUCAAGAGUUGAAAAUAUAUUUUACACUCCUGGUAGUUUUUUUCCCAAUUAAAAAAAAUUAAAAUGUACAUUUCAGUUAAUUUUAACUUACAUUUGCAUUGGGCGUCCAAUAGUGAAUGGAUCGAAUUUGCCAGGGCUCUAAAUAUUAAGUUUAUGAAAGUGCACUGUCACAUUUCCAUAAUGACCGUGGUGGUCAUAUAUUUGCUUUGUUUUUUUGUAGUGACAGUUUCAGUCAAUCCAAUGCCAUCCAUAUAGUAUGUACGUACUGAGGAGGGAAGAGGUUUAUUGAAUUUUUGAGAUUUUGCUUACUUAGGCACUCCAAUACUGUCGCCGUAGAAAAAUAUGGGCUGCCUAGCGUCAAUCACUAUGAUCAGUUGGUGCUUUUCGUUGUCGGUAUUUAGCAUUGUUUCGAAUCGUUUCUAAAAAUAGAGGAACUUCCUUAUUUUGAUUUGAAUUCGCGAUGCAUGCUGGUUACGAGGCUAUAAAUAAAGUGGAACUCCGACCAUGCUGAGAUGAUCAGUUGGAAAUUUGACUUUGGGUGAGUCUGCUGUGCUUCUUUAAAAAAUUGUUUAGACUUGGAAUUUACUUGACUGCAAAAUUUAUAUAUUGUAAAAUCCAAAUCACUUAAUUAAAAGAUUGCUGAUCAUCAACACAUUUUAUGAGCAGUGUGAGGAAAAUUCAAGACAGCCAAGUUGUAGCCAUUUUUUUCAACUCUCUCGGAAGUGGUAUAUCUCUGUAAACAUUGAAAACAUUAGUUUUUAAAACCUUUUUGAAACGGCUAAAUAAAUAUUUCCUGUAUUAUAACUUAGUAGUUAGGCAUCAUAGUUUAAUAUAGUUCACAGUCUUUGGAUCAGUAAUACAUAUAAAUGAGACAAAGUGUGGUGAAGUUUGCCACUAGUCCUAAGUUAUUAACAACUAUAAAUGUGCAUAAACUAAAGAAAAUUGUGUGGCCUAUUUAAAAAUAUUGAAUCAUUAUUUUAUAUGUACUCCUAAUUAGUACUCCUAAUAUUUUUUUAAUUUACAGAUUGUCAUCAUUCCCUGUGAUUGUGCUCUCUAAGUUUGUAUUUAUAUCUCUGCACUUUUAGUUUUAUUAAAUGGCUAUGGCUGAUGUUAAAAAAAAGAAUAGAUUUUGAAAUUUUUGUGGCAAGUUUUGCUCAGGAUGCUAUCACAGAGGGUUACCGGAACAGCAUAUGUAUUACAGCAAUGGGAAGCAUAUGUCAAAUAUGCUAAAAAUGCUUGUUGAAUGCCUGCAGCAAACAGACAGUAACUAUGUGCCAACUUUAAAUGCUUGCCACAUCUCUACAUGCGAACUGGACCAUCAAAGUGGCUGGAGUUCCUGGAGGUAAAACAGAGGGCUAUCUGCACCAACUCAUUAACUCCCUUCAAGAUCUAUCCACCUUGUAUUCUGUAUACAAGGAGGAUCAGCAUGUUGUAAUGCAUAGCAUCCUUCAGUUUUUCAGUACCAAUUUGAGUGACUGGGCAAAGGUCAAUCAAUGUGUUUUGAUGCAGUUUGGUAAUUUGUUGAACAAGAGGUCAAUUCAACUGAAGUGCAAUCUGCUCCCCCUGGAAGGAAUUGCUUCUGAAGACGUAAGCAAUGCAAACUUCUUCAUGCUAAAUGGGGCAAAGCCGGACUGUCACAUGGUCAAGAUGGAAGUGCUGCGAAUCUUGUCCAGACUAUAUCUAAACUGAGGUAACUUUCAUUUUGAUUUUUUUUACACAUUACUUAUUUUUAGUACCCAGACUUAGUUAAUUAAAUAGUUCUGAAGAUGUCCAUUUUGCUGUAACUGUAAGCACUAAAAGACAGUUGUUUUUUUUCCCUCCACAGGCUUAAGAUGUUAACCGGUGAUCGCAUUCCUGGAGAUGGAGAAUUUGAAACUUGGAAUCAUUCCUCGCUACAUUUGAAACAGACUCCACAUUUUGUUUCACCUAGCAGGAGUCAUUUUUCAGAUGAAAGAAUCACUGGUGCAGUACCUAAAGAAAUUUGUAGAUCUGCCAAAUUAAGAAUGGCCCGCUGAAUGACAACUGGUGCAAUGAUAUUCUUAUUCAACUACGAGUCUUAGGUAAUCUAGUUCUCUAUUUCUUUUUACUUACCAGGUAAAUAAAUAAGAUAAACAACUUUUCAAAUAGUAUUUUGAUGUUGCCUAUGCUACUUUUCUACUAAUACUUUGCAUUGCUCAUGAUAGGUCUCUUUGGCAAACUUGUGACUGAAGCCUGGAUGUCUCAUAUGUUACAAGAACUCUAAGGUUUAAAGCAUUUGGAGAUGGUGGGUAUUUAUAUUAUGUCUCUUUGAGGUGAUUUUUGUCAAAAAGCCGAAUGAUUAUGGCAGUGUCUUUAGCUUCAGUCUUUUCCUUGGUUUUUUCAAUAGAUUCCACACAUGACAACCCAAUUUGAUAUUGACAAUGGAGAAAGAUGUUUUUAAUCUACCAAUCGAUGAGAAUGACAUGUUGCUAGAGCUCCAGAACCACGAACUGGGUCCUCCAUGUUUUGAGACAGUUGCUGAUGUCUUUAGGAUUUGUUACAGUCUUAAACAGAGACAGCUUGAGGUGCAUCUUGUUGGGGAACUGGCUAAUCCAUCAGCUGAAUUAAUGGCUUUGACCUCAUCUUCUACUGGUUUUGUUAAAUCUAAAGUUAAUAAAACCAUGGAUUGGUUAUUGGGUAAACUUAUUUUGGAGCAAGGGGGACUCAUUAAGUUUCCUGUUGGUGAAGCCAGUAAAUCUAGGAUGGUGUUAAAGGGUUGGGAUACACAAAUGAAGGCCGUUAAAAUAACUUGUUAGAUAGCAGUGGGACAGAAGAGGGAACAGGGAUAGAGGAAUAAGUUGGAGAAGAAAGUUAAACCUUUAUCAGAAUGUGAUAGAGGGUUUAAUGUUAAAGUUAAGCUGUCCAUGGUACUCUCUGGUAGAAUGGACUGCCUUCUAAUGAAGAUUAGGCACGCUUGGGUUGUUAAUGAGGAAGAGGAAGAGUUUAUUGAAGAUUUAGAUAGGCAUGUUAAGAAAUCUGGUAAGUUAGUAUUUUCUGACAUAGAUCAUGUAGAAAUAACAUUAUCUCAUUUGGUCUCUGAUGUUUUUAUGGGAGCCUUUCAUUUUGUUUACUUGCGUUAAUUGAAAGUUAUUUGAAUUUUCAGUUCACACGCUUUAAACUUGAAUUUAAAAAAAAAUUAGUUUUGCUGUCAGCUGAACAAAGAUACCAUCUGUUGCUGUGGAUAGCUAUAUUGUAUUGGAUGUUUUUAGUUUCUGUAUUUUAAUGUACCGGUACAAUAAUGUCAACAGAGAUGGAGUUUCAUUUAUAACUUUAUUAAUUUUAGAUUGUCACGGUCUAUUUGUAUUUAAGAUUACAAUGAAUUAGCAUUAUUAGUUUAAAAGUUAUGAUAAAAAAGGUACAUCAGUGUCGAUAGAGUGCAUGAUUUUAAUUGCCUUUGUAAUAUUUAAUUUUCUAUUACAUUUGGAUUAUCACUAUCUAUUAUUAAAAAUUUCAUUGCAUUAGCUUAUUAGCUUAAAAGUUAUGUAUUUAAAUGUAAAAAUGUCUCGACUGUGGUCGCUUUCCAUCAAAUUAUUUUUCUAAUAUUGCGUACAUUUUUCUGAUGUGCAUUUUAUUUAUUUUAAAUCUGCCUUACUUUUUAGAUGGACAUUUGUUUGUAAUGAAAAUUUUAUAGCAAUAACUUUAAAUUGCUUUGUCAUUUUUUGUAAAAUUAAAUUUUUCAACGAUCAUUAUACACCCCAUAUGCUUAUAAAAUAAUUUUUUUAUCAAAUACAAGUUAAUUCACAAAAUUCUUGUGUUUUAUUCUGUUAACCAUUGUAUUGUAAAUGUCUCCUCCAAAGUUGAGUGCUCUAAUUGUAAUAGACAAAAAAAUACAAACAAAAAAGUACAAGAGUAAUAAUUCGAUCAGUUUUAAAAAUUAAAUAACGGGUACAAAGCUAAAUAGUGGGGAAUAAUAAAGAAUUAAAAAAAUUCAUAACUUUUCUCCUAAUAAAGAUAAUCUUGGUGUCGGCACUUUCCAAUGUUAUGCUCUUUGUGUAUGUCAGAUGUAUUUGAAAAUUUAAUUCGGAGUGUCUACUCUGUACACAUGGGUAUGGCCCAGGGGGGUGUCUGCAGAAAGUGCAUGUGUUAUUAAUUAAAAAAUUUUCAAUAUUUAUCCUGAAUGUCCUAAAAUAGCAUACUUAUAUCUCGAUUGCUGUAAAAAUAUCACUCUGUUGUGUAAGAAAUUAUGCUAAAAAUUGUGCCAUGUAUUUUCAAAAAUGAUCUCGUUCGAUACACUCAGUAGAAGAGGUAUUGCAGUAAUAUGUAGUCCAUUUUAUGUUCAAUAUGAUUUUAUAUUUUUUUAGGCUGGGCUUCUAAAAAUUUCAUUUCAUUGAGCCUAUGCCAAAUUCAGGCUUUCACCAGGCUCCCUGUGUUAAAUCCUAAGUACACUUCGAAAUAUGGAAUAAACUAAAUAAAUAAAAUAUUGAGUAAAAUAAAUAUGACACAUAUGUAAAUCACUAAGUGCCAUCUAGUAACUGCAGACAAUAGUUAUUCAAGUGGGUUACUGUUUGCACCAUGACAUAUAGAUGUAAAAAUUAAAUUAUUAAAAUUUUGUUAUAUUUUCCGUGAGGAAGCCGCGUCAACGCGUAUGGGAAAAAGUAAAAGGACUAUUAUUAGCGCCCCUUGUCUCUGAAGUAAAUGAGAUUUCAUAUUUUAAUUCACUAUUAAGGUUCUUUCUAAAGAUUAUUUUGGUGGCCCCUGAUUUUGGUGCCUGUUGCUAUUUGCAGCAUUCUCUUGGCCCCGCGGUGAAAACCCAUGACGCAUUUAACUGUAGUUUUUUUAUUUUAUGGUUUUUUUUUUUUUUUUUUUUUUAAAAGGGGGCUGGAAUAAAAGCUUGUACAUACGUGGGGGUUCUGAAAAGGGCAGGGUAUAUGAGCCGUGUGGUGGGGGGAGGGGUGUGUAGAAAAUUAGUCUUUUCACGUACGUACUAUAUAGAUGGCACCUCCUUGCAUUUGUUUGCUUCAGUUGUAUGAUGUAAUUUUGUUUCUUACAGCUGAACUGCUUGUAGUGCAGAAAUGGAGAAAACUAGAAAAUGCAUUCUCAACUGUCCCGCGCAGCAUUAGAUAUAUUUUAAAGGAUCUGAGAGGGCCUUUUGAAAUUUAUUUUUAGAAUGCACAAAAUAGCUGUACGAAUUUUAAUACCCCUGCUUCCCUUCACCCAUUUACAGCUUAUUGUAGUUAUCAGGAUGUAAUAUGAAAGCGGGAUCAGGGCAUAAUGAAUACUGGUGUUCUUAUUUUUUUCUAGAAAUAAAUCUCAAGUUACUUGGUAGUUUUUUUUUAAAAUGAUGGCCUAAUUUGUAAAUUUAUUCUUAUUUUAAUAAAUUUGUAUUUUAUUUUUAUGCUGAUCAAAAUUUUAGUUUGAACCACAUUGAAUUUCACCCAGUGCAUGUUCAUCUAAAUGUUGAUAUCUAUCGCAGAUACACGUCUGCACAACAAAGGGACAGCAUUUAGCAAUAUAAACAUAGUUCAUGUACUUUUAGGAGAUACUUUUUUGAUGUCAGCUUAACCUGAUCCCACUCCACAGGGGAUGCAAGUAGUUAAACAUUAUAAUUCCUGUAUGUUUAUUUACUAUUCAGAUUCUGCAUUGUACGAUUUUGAGGCGAUAUUAGGAGUUUGAGGGUAAACAGGUCUGGUAAAUAGCAUUAGUCAUAAUAAAAUAAUAAUUUUAUUAAGCAAACACACCAUUUGUAACUGUAACAUUGUUACUAACAUGUGCUAGUUGGUAGAGAUCUAAUAAAAGUUGGUACUCUAUUAUAGGAAAAAAAAUCAUGUUAUUACCGGUAUUAUUAUUAUUAUAAACUAUCUUUCUUCACUUAGAUAGUGGCCUUUUUAAAAAAAGUUGUAAAUUUUAAAGGCAGUUUGAGGUCUAAGAUGAUAACCUAAUAGUAAAUAGCAUCUUUUAGGACUAUGUAACUUGGUGUUUUAAAACUAUCGAUAAAGAUUCACGUUAUUUAGUUGCAUCUUUCUCGAUUUCUGUACCAAAACAAAACUGUAACAUUAGGUAGUAUAGUAGGCUAAAAAAACAGUUAAAUCCAUUCUCCUUACUUUGUGUUUUAUAAAGGGAGUUCUUUUUGCCCGUCUUAAGUCAAGAGUAAACCUGCAUAACCGCAGGUAGACCUAAAGUAUUAUAAUUUCUUCAAAUUCUUCCUUAAUUUAGACAUUAAAAUCAUAUGCAUAAAUGACAAAUAUUUAUUGCACUCUGCAUUCUUGUCUAUGUGAACGGAGGCUUGUCUAUGUGAAUGGACGCUUGUCUAUGUGAAUGCAGGCUUGUCUAUGUGAAUGGAGGCUUGUUAUAUAAUCCUCUUGCUGUCCUCUUAGGAUACAUUUCAGUUUAGAGUUUUUUUUAAAUUUGUGUUAUUCAUUGUUUGUUUGCUGAAGUCUUCUUGCCGACACUUACAUUAUAUAUGGCAUCCUUCCAUCUUCGUGAGACGAUGGAGUAGCUAUGUAGUCUUACACCUCAAGGAGUGGCUCACUAGGCUAAUCCUAGAUUGACAAUCUCGACUGCAUUUCUCACUUAUUUUAAUUAUACUAUUUUUUUCCACAUAACUUUAGUUUUUAAUACAUAUUAAAUGCUUCACCCGUUUAAAACAAAGCCUGAGAUGAGAGAAAAUGAAAAUUCUUAAUUAAUUUAAUUUUAUGUUCUCUCAGUGUAAUUUGUAUACUUUUUUACUUUCAGGUUUAAAUGGAUAAUUCUAAAGACAAUCCACAUAAAAAUGGUCGAGAUAAAAAGACAGGGAGAGUCGGUCGUGGAGCCAAAUGUUUCUAUAAUACACGCAGAGUUAGACCAAUCAACAAUCCUGUUUGCGAUAGACCUAGAGAGUUUCCAUCCAGCAUUGGUGCAUCUGAGAUAGCCAGAGGAGGGAAUCCUAGAGAUCAACCAAAUUCUGUCUUCAGAAUGUCUUUACUGGAAACCCCGAGACCAACUGCAGAUGCUGAGAACAAGAACGUAGAAACAAAGAAAGAUAAAGAAUUGAUAGAAGCAGCAUCAUAUGGGCUCAUAAAUAACUUUGUCAAUCUUUUGACUCAGCUUAAAGAUUCUGUGACACAAUUUGGUUACGAUAUAGCAGCGGUAGAGGCGACAAGACGAGGAAGCAAGUUAAUCUUACAGCACCUGUUGAGAGCAGGAGCCAGGACGUCUGGCACGGAUGAUGAUGGCAACACAGCUCUCAUGCUCGCAGCCGAGAAAGGCUUCUUAGAAAUGGCUAGAAUCUUGCUGAAGAAAGGUGCUAAUGUCAAUGCUGUUAACAAUGCCGGCCAAACGGCUCUCCUGUUGUCCAUACGACCAUGUGGGGCUUCAGAUAUGAUUUCUUUGCUUGUUGCCAACAAAGCUGAUGUCAACGCCCAGUGCAAAAAUGGACACACAGCAUUGAUUGAAGCACUAGAAAGAAAAGAUCUUGAUGCUGUGAAAGUUCUUAUUGAUGCAGGUGCAGAUAUGGGCAAGCUGAGGACCUCCAAAUCUGAGACUGCUAUGGACGUGGCAAAACGGCUAGGAAUCGCCAAAGUGGUCUUGCUCUUAAAAGAGGAAAGGGGUGCGGGUAAGUAUAAGAAAAACAACAAACUUACCGCGCUCAUGAAAGCGGCUCUUACCUGCAAUGUGGAUGCCGUUGGGUUGCUGCUGGACUGCAGUUUCACUGAUGUGAACCGGACGGUGAGUGAGGGGAGCACGUUGAUGCAAGUGGUCAGGGCCCUUUCAAAGACAAACGUCAAUGAUGUUAAAAAGAAGAUUGCAACUGCGAGCAGGAUUGAGAUAAUAAAACUGCUGUUGCAGUAUGGGGCACACAUUGAUGAGUAUCACACCAAGGAUGGCAGUCCUCUAAUCCUUGCAACUAGAGCCGGCCAGAAAGAGAUUGUCCAGCUGAUGUGUCAAGGCCAGACCAAGCUGAACGCCAUUGCUGCUAGUCGAACGGCCCUUAUGAUCGCGGCGGAGACGGGUCGUGUUGAUCUGCUAACCACGCUGAUAAAUGCUGGUGCAGAUUUAGGGGUCAAGAACAGCAGCCACCAAGAUGCCCUGUUGAUCGCUUUAAAAUGCGGCCACGUGGAGUGCGCAAAGGUUCUGUUGCAACACAAUGCCGUCAUUGAUGUCAAGGAGGCUGCGAAAUUGGCGGUGGGGAGUAAGCAGAUGACAUCAUUGCAGUACCUGGCAGAUAACUACAACAUUGAUGUGAACAGAAGUAAUUUACUCCAUCAGGCCAUCAUUCAGGACUGUGAGCCUAUGGUUAAACUGCUUAUUGACAUGGGAGCGGAUGUCAACAAGUUGGAUGAACACGAGACCCCACCACUUUUGCUGGCCUGCAGCAAAGGUGUAUCCUACAUGGAGUUGCUGAUCAAGAAAGGGGCAGAUGUGAACUUGGGACACCGACUGACCGGGCCACCUCUGAUAAGGGCCAUGUCCUGCCCCACCCCCAUUGCGGCAGCCGAGCUGCUAAUUGAACACGGGGCCGACGUAAACAAAACAAAUAGGGAUGGAGAGUGUGCUUUGAUGCAUGCAUGCUCUGGAAAUGACAACCAGGAAAUGGUCAAUAUUUUAAUUAAGGCUGGCGCAAAUGUCAAUUUGGUGUGCAACAAAGGUGGCACUUGUCUCCAGGAAGCGGUAAAAUAUGGAAGCAUUAAUGUGGCCAAAACACUUUUGGAGCAGGGUGCUGAUGUGAAUGCCAAGUGUGAAAGUGGCAUGACAGCUUUCCUGGUUGCGGCCGAGGCUGGAAACAUUCAGAUUUUGAAACUGUUGCAGCAAGCGGGGGCGGAUGUCAAUUUAGAGGAUAACUUGGGUAACAAUGCUCUGUUGAGGGCUUUGAGCUCUCCCGAUACGAUUCCUGAUGUUGUUAGCGCUCUUGCUUUUAGCAAAGAACAUUUGAACAAACAGAACAGCUCUGGAUACACCCCUCUGAUGAUGGCCAGUGAUAGUUGCAAUGUGAAGAUGAUAGAUGCACUGAUAGACUUGGGUGCUGAUGUGAACAUAUUAAGCAGAACAAGUAAUGCCAUGUGGGAAACCACCGCUUUGUCCGUCGUUCUAGAAAAAUCGCCUGUCUAUAAAUCAAGUGACUUCAUGUGCAUAGAGUCGUUGGUGAAGCAGGGCGCUGUCGCAAGCUUGCCUUCCCGCUGCAGGGCCGUGCUUCACAAGAUGAUCAUUUUAGACAACAGAAAGAUAAUUCAGCUGCUGGUCACACAUGGGAUGUCCCCAUGUAAUGUUGACCUUCGUCCCGUCUCUUACAAGCUGGGACCUCUGCUGCAGAUGCAAAUGGUGCGUUACAGUUUGUCGGAUGCAUCCCCCUUGAAUGCCGCUCUUGCUUCUGGUAAUGUCAAAGUCGCCAGAUAUUUUGCCGGUAAUUGGUUCUUGUCACCAUCAGACCUGGCAGGCUUUUCACAUCGCAAUAACUUGCGUGAAUUCCUCAUUGCCAUGGAUCUCAAGGAGUGUGUUGAAUUUGUGGACGAGUUUACCUCCCAGCCAAUGUCACUGCUCAAACUGAGUUUUGUAGCCGUCUCUGCAGCAGUCGGUCCACCCCCAGGAAGGGAGGCGAGAGUCAGGCAGUUGCCACUUCCAGCUGUGAUGCAAGACAAGCUUCUUUUCAAGAAUGAGGAAGUCCAACUUGAUCUCCAGCCAGAUGGGGUGUCCAACAGAAUGGGCAUGGCAAACUUGAGGAUCAGUGACGACGAUUCUGAAUUUAAUGACCAUGGAGGUAUUUUCCUGGAUUACGACGACCCACUGAGAUUUAUGUAUGAUUCUGACACUUACAUGGACUAUGAAAGCAGUGUUGGCCUGUAUGACAGUGAUGACACAUACAUGUAUUUGUAGGACAUUUUGCUGCUGGAGCUGGUUAUAGAUGCUGCAUUUGUCUAUUCAGGGAAGUGGCUCUUUCACAUUUUCUCUUAAAGUAUAUUUUAUUUUUCUGAUUGUAAGUUGUUGAGCGAUCGACUUUUGUUGAUUACAUUGCAAUGAAGAUUACCCUUGCUCUGUGAAUAAAGUGAUUUUGUGUUAAAUGUGUUUAAAUGACACUAACAGGGUUGGAGAGUGUCAGAUCAUGCACAGUAAAAUCCUUUCCAAAAUAAUUUUCUCAAUGUUUCUUUUUCGCUAUCAUUUGCCACUGAUGGGUUGGGAACCCUUGCCUUAGUGGAUAAAUAGGAUUCUUUUUUUCUGAUCGGCUGGAUAACAUUUAUCCUUCAAAUAUAGUCCUCGUAAAGUGAAAUAACUUGGCCUUAAAACACAGUACCUUUACAUUCCAUAUGAAUUUUAGAACCAUUGCAUGUUUUGAUACAUUUGUAAUUCGCUCUCAUUCUUUUUAUAUCAGGCUAUGGUAUCAUGAAAUUUUAAUGUUUCAUUAGAGUAUUUGAAAUAAUGAACUUGAAUAUCUUCUGAUUUGACCACAAUGAAUUCACUAAUCAUUUAAAAAUGACAUAUAUAUUUUUGGUUAAAUAAUUGAACUUUGAUUAAGUUUGUUGUUGGGUUUACAAAAAAAAAGUUUUCCUUUUGUAAAAGUGCAUUAAUUUUUUUCCUGUAGUUUUAUUUUAAAUAACGGUAUAAAAAUUGUGGAAGCUAUUUUUCUUUGUAGGUACUUAUACAUGGUACCACUUUUCUUGAAAUUCAGCAGAGGUGGCUUCAUGGAAUUAUAUUUUAUCCCGGCCUUUAGAACUAUUUCUUUAAAAUAUUUUCCGAGCUUCCAAGCAAACUACAAAAAUUUGGAUUAAAUUUAAAUUACUGUUUUAUUUUGAUUUCAUCUGAUUUAUUGACCUGUUGAAUGAAUAAAGUCAUGAAACCAUCACUGAUAUUGGAGUUUAUAACAAAUAACUAGACUAAUUGUGUUUAUUUAAUUCAUAAAAUUCAACUUGCCACUAAAGUUCAAAGGAGGACAGAAAAUAUCAUCUUGUAAGCAUUGACUUGUCAUACAUGAAUCACUUCAUAGUCCUGUUAAUACAUGUAUCACUUCAUAGUUCUGACUUGAAAUACAUGUAUCACUUUACAGUUCUGACUUUUAAUGCCGGUACAUACAUACCUUGUUUUAGCAUAAAGCUUUACAAUGUUUUGGUCUUUUUUUAUUUUAUUGGGGUACUUUUCCAGAUGAUUUUCUUUUUAAUAUUUUAAAAAUCUAGUUGCAAUAAUUGUAUGAACACUUGGUGAGAUCAGUUGUGUGAACACUUGGUGAGAUCAUAGGCAUAGGAAAAAAGAUAGGAUUUAGGAAUGAUGUUGAUCAAUUUAAACUUGUAAUGUCUUAUUUCCAAUUUCUUUACUUGUUUUAAAUAUUAACCGAUCAUAACUAUCUCGGUACUUCAGUUGCAGUUUUCACUUUCAAGAGUACCCGGUACCGGUAGGUUUAAGAAAAGAAGAUAUUUCUCAUUGCCAUAUAUUUGACCAUCUGUUAGUUUGGUCCUCGUGUGACAUCUCCAGAUGAAGCAAUUAUUUAUUAUUAAACUCAUCGUAAACUUUCAGAAACAUUUUAAGCACCGGCAGUUAAUUAUCUAAAUUACAUGUACCGGUAUCUUGAACUGUGGUGUGUUAAGACUUCAUAACUGUGUACCCAUGAGAGAACAUAACUAUCACUUCUUAAAUCUACUUUCAUAAAUAAUAAGUGUUAAAUUUGUUGUUGUUCAUUUUACUUUGGCUUUGUCUUGUAAGAACAGAAUGAGUCAGCCUGGAACUACAUUCACUAAUCAAGUUUCAUGAUAAACAUCAUCAUUGUUGUUAGAUAUUUUAACUUUUUGAAAUUUUGAAAAGGAAAUGCAGUUAGGAAAUGGUGGGAUGAAGAAUCCUUCCAUCCAAGUUAUUUUUUUAAAACCCAAAACUGAGGACUAGAUUUCUUAAAACUUAUUUAACUAUGAACUCAUCACAUAAAUUUGUACCGUAUUACACUAAAUUUGUGUCCAGUUUUCAAAUAAUUGUGUAUUGAAUACUGUCCAUUACAGCGAAGUUUGCUGCUGAUAUUAAAAUUAAAUGCAUAUAAUUUGUGUUUCAAUAUUCC
Lymnaea stagnalis (great pond snail) is the source of this 12852-nucleotide messenger RNA. NCBI's taxonomy places the organism in Eukaryota, Metazoa, Mollusca, Gastropoda, Lymnaeidae. The record is from the annotation of a GenBank genome assembly.